Molecule: messenger RNA, 1290 nt
Organism: Acaromyces ingoldii
Lineage: Eukaryota; Fungi; Basidiomycota; Exobasidiomycetes; Exobasidiales; Cryptobasidiaceae
Product: cytoplasmic tRNA 2-thiolation protein 1
Exons: 1
Coding region: 59-1213 (384 amino acids)
Biological process (GO): tRNA wobble position uridine thiolation
Cellular component (GO): mitochondrion; cytosolic tRNA wobble base thiouridylase complex
Molecular function (GO): tRNA binding
Source: RefSeq, a predicted model, not a curated record
CUUCAUUGCUCCUCUCCAUUCGACCUCGACUCGACGACCGACGACCGACGACCAGACCAUGGCGCCGCGCAGCUGCUCGACGUGCCAGACAGCCCGGGCUGUGCUGCGUCGGCCCAAGACGGGCGCGCUGGUCUGCCGUGAGUGCUUCUACUACAUUUUCGAGCAGGAGGUCCACCAGACGAUUGUCUCUGCUUCGCUCUUCCAGCGUGGUGAUCGGGUGGCCAUUGGCGCGUCGGGAGGAAAGGACUCGACGGUGCUGGCGCAUGUGCUCAAGACACUCAAUGACCGGCACGACUAUGGCCUGGAGCUGUUUCUGCUGAGCAUCGACGAGGGCAUCACGGGCUACCGCGACGAUUCGCUCGAGACGGUCAAGCGAAACAAGGUGCAAUAUGGCCUCCCGCUCAAGGUCCUUGGCUAUGACGAACUGUACGGCUGGACGAUGGACGAGAUCGUACGGCAGGUCGGCAUGAAGAACAAUUGCACCUUCUGUGGUGUCUUUCGGCGGCAAGCCCUCGACCGGGGCGCGGCCGCCAUGCAGGUCGACCAUAUUGUCACGGGUCACAAUGCAGACGACAUGGCCGAGACAAUCUUGAUGAAUGUGCUUCGAGGCGACAUUGCCAGACUGGAGCGGUGUACAGAAAUCUGCACAAAGGGCCCAGACCCGCAAUCGAGCGUGGGCCAAGACGCAGAGGGAGGUGGGUGCGGCAACCACAACGGAAACGAAUUUGGGGGCACGGGCAUCAAGCGCAGCAAGCCGUUCAAGUACGCCUACGAAAAGGAAAUCGUCAUGUACGCCUACUUUAAGAAGCUCGACUACUUUAGCACAGAGUGCAUCUACUACCCAAACGCGUAUCGAGGUUAUGCCAGAGAGUACCUGCGCGAGCUCGAGCAGAUCCGACCGAGCGCAGUCAUCGAUAUCAUCCACAGCGGCGAGGCGCUCCGCGUGGGCGGCGAGGUGAAACGCAUGCCCCAGCGCAACUGCCAGCGGUGUGGCUACAUCUCUUCCAACGACCUCUGCAAGGCUUGCCUCCUCCUCGAAGGCCUCAAUCGCGGCGCGCCCUCGCUGGGCAUCCACUCGUCCAAGUCACGCUACGUCAAGGAGGCCCGCAAGGGUGACGACGAAGGCGAAGCAAGCCUCAAGAUCGGCCGCAAGAUUCCCAUGUUUCAGAGAAUAGACUCAUCGUCGAGCACACCAGUCGAAUCAACAUCGUAGAGUUAAUUGCCCUCCACGCUUAUAAGCUACAUCUGUGCCGCUGUAUUUUAUUAAUGGCAAGCUCCUCUCUUUCUCUC